AUGAAGGAAGUUGUGGUGGACAUAGCGCCCAAGAAAAUCAAAGGUCUAGAGUUCAGUGCUCUGUCUGCAAGCGACAUUGUUGGGCAAUCGAAAGUUGAGGUCACCACCAGAGAUCUUUUCGAUCUAGAAAGCGGGAGGAAACCUAAAGAUGGAGGCGCUUUAGACACGAGAAUGGGUGUUUCCUCGUCGCAUGCCGAGUGUGCUACCUGUCAUGGCAAUCUUGCCUCAUGUCACGGCCAUUUCGGACACAUUAAGCUGUCGUUACCGGUCUUUCACGUUGGUUAUUUCAAAGCUACUAUCACGGUUUUACAAUCCGUCUGCAAAGGUUGUGCAGCUCUGUUGCUAUCAGAGGAGGACAAAAGACAAUUUCUAGCAGAGCUUCGUCGUCCGGGAAUAGAUAAUUUGAGAAGAAUGGGGAUCCUCAAAAAAGUCGUGGAUCAAUGCAAAAAGCAGAGAAGAUGUUUCAAAUGUGGUGCUUUGAACGGCGUUGUGAAAAAAGCUGCCGCCGGAUCUGGUUCGGCUUCCCUCAAGAUUUUGCAUGACACUUUCAGGUGGGUUGGUAAAAAAUCUGUACCAGAAAAGGACAAGUGGUUUGGUGACUGGAAAACAGUCUUGGCUCACAGCCCGGAACUCGAACGUUACGUCAAGCGGUGUACAGAUGAUCUAAAUCCUUUGAAAACCUUAAAUUUGUUCAAGCAGAUUUUAUCUGAAGACUGUGAACUCUUGGGUAUAGACAGCUCUGUCAAGUCAGGCAGACCUGAAACUUACAUCUGGAGGUACUUACCUGCACCACCUGUGUGCAUUCGUCCAUCUGUAAUGAUGCAAGAUUCUCCUGCCUCGAACGAAGAUGAUCUAACUGUCAAAUUAACAGAAAUUGUUUGGACGUCAUCUCUGAUCAAAGCAGGUCUGGAAAAGGGCAUAUCAAUCAAUAAUAUGAUGGAGCAAUGGGAUUACUUACAGCUGGCGGUCGCCAUGUACAUUAACUCCGAUUCUGUUAAUCCAGCUAUGAUGCCAGGCGGAAACGCUGGUGGUAAGACGAAACCAAUUAGAGGUUUCUGUCAGAGACUGAAGGGUAAGCAAGGUCGUUUCAGAGGUAAUCUUUCCGGUAAACGUGUAGACUUCUCAGGUAGAACAGUGGUGUCGCCAGACCCCAACCUGUCCAUCGAUCAAGUUGCAGUUCCUGACAGGGUAGCUAAAGUCCUCACGUAUCCUGAAAUGGUAACACGUUACAACAAACAAAAGCUGCAGCAACUCGUGAUAAACGGGCCUAACGAACAUCCCGGUGCCAACUACAUCCUGAAAAAGGAUGAGGAGGCCAGACGUAACCUGCGAUUUGGUGAUCGCAUGAAACUUGCCAAAAAUCUUCAAUAUGGUGACGUGGUAGAAAGGCAUCUGGAAGAUGGGGACGUCGUUUUAUUCAACAGACAACCUUCUCUGCAUAGGCUUUCUAUUCUAUCGCAUUACGCGAAAAUCAGACCUUGGAGAACUUUCCGACUAAACGAAUGUGUGUGUACACCUUACAACGCUGAUUUCGACGGUGACGAAAUGAAUUUACACGUCCCUCAAACAGAAGAAGCUCGUGCAGAAGCCAUCAACCUAAUGGGUGUGAAAAACAAUAUCUUAACACCCAAGUCCGGUGAGCCAAUUAUCGCAGCUACGCAAGAUUUCAUCACAGGCUCGUAUCUUAUUUCUCACAAAGACUCGUUCUUUUCCAGAGCUGAGUUUGUUCAACUCCUAUCGAUGAUGUCAGACGGUAACUUGCAGUUUGACAUACCUCCACCAGCAAUUAUGAAGCCCUAUUACAUGUGGACAGGAAAGCAAGUCUUUUCUCUUCUUAUCAGACCAAAUAAGAGCUCUUCGGUUGUUAUUAACCUAGAUGCGAAGAACAAAGUUUACAUUCCCCCUAAGAGAAAAGAGUUCCCCAGUGAAAUGUCUCAAAAUGAUGGGUUCGUCGUUAUUCGCGGAUCUCAAAUUUUGAGUGGUGUUAUGGACAAGUCUGUCUUAGGUGAUGGUAAGAAGCAUUCGGUAUUUUACACAAUUUUGAGAGAUUUCGGGCCUCAAGAAGCAGCUUACGCCAUGAACAGAAUGGCAAAACUGUGUGCAAGGUUUUUGGGUAACAGAGGUUUUUCGAUCGGAAUUAGUGACGUUACGCCUGGCUUCGAACUUAAGCGACAGAAGGAAAGUAUGGUCGAAGACGCAUACGCAAAAUGUGACGACCUCAUUGAUCAGUUCGAGAAGGGUAAAUUGGAAACUCAGCCUGGUUGUAAUGAGGAGCAAACCUUAGAAGCUAAGAUUGGUGGUCUGCUUUCUAAAGUCAGAGAAGAAGUGGGUGAAGUGUGCAUUAAAGAGCUGGAUAAUCUCAACUCUUGCUUGAUCAUGGCAAACUGUGGUUCUAAAGGUUCUAAUUUGAAUGUCUCGCAGAUGGUGGCUGUCGUGGGACAGCAAAUUAUAUCUGGUAAUCGUGUUCCGGACGGUUUUCAGGAUCGUUCUCUACCUCACUUUCUGAAAAACUCCAAAACGCCGCAGUCGAAGGGGUUUGUUAGAAACUCGUUCUUCACUGGCUUGACUCCCCCGGAGUUUUUGUUUCACGCUAUUUCUGGACGUGAAGGUUUGGUGGAUACCGCUGUGAAAACGGCUGAGACUGGUUACAUGUCACGUAGAUUGAUGAAAUCUCUGGAAGAUCUCUCUUGUCAGUACGACAAUACUAUCAGAACCUCUUCCAACGGUAUCGUUCAAUUCACCUAUGGAGGUGACGGUUUAGACCCUAUCGAUAUGGAAGGUAACGCCCAACCUGUCAACUUCGCGAGGUCAUGGGAACACGCAAACAACGUUACAUUCAAUCACAUUGACAAAUGCUUACUACCUUACCAGAUAAUGCAGCAAACUAAUAAGAUUUUGGACCCAUUGGAGAAAAAACUGGUCAGGUUUGAUAAUUUGGGCAACCUUCUGAGCGACCCGUCAACACACAGUGAGGACUUUAUCGAUCAACAUGAUGCGGAGAGAAACUUCUACCAGUCUUUGAGAGCUUACCUGCUAGAGAAGGCUACUCACUUGGCGACGACAAGGAAACACAAGGGCAUGCUGGAAUGUUUGGAUGAGCCAGCAGUUGAACUGCAGGCUCUUGAUCUAGAUGAGAAAGUAUCGGAAGCAACACAGGCAUCUGUUUCGCAGCUGUGCAAGAUCUCUUCAUCGCUCGUUGCGAAAUUUCUAGAAAUUGCAAUUUCCAAGUAUCACAAAGCCAAGGUGGAACCUGGUACUGCUGUUGGGGCCGUGGGAGCACAUUCCAUCGGUGAGCCUGGUACGCAAAUGACGCUGAAAACUUUCCAUUUUGCUGGAGUAGCUUCCAUGAACGUGACACUUGGUGUUCCCCGUAUUAAAGAAAUCAUCAACGCUUCGAAAGUCAUAUCGACACCCAUCAUCAAUGCGGUUCUGGUCAACGAUAACGAUGAAAGGGCAGCGAGAGUAGUGAAAGGUAGAAUCGAGAAAACCUUGCUGUCAGACGUUGCCUUUUACAUCCAGGACGUUUACAGAGACAACAUGUCAUUCCUACAGGUGAAGGUUGACCUAAGCACCAUUGAAAAGUUGCAACUUGAACUGACAGUUGAAGACAUUGCAGUCGCCAUCACAAGAGCAUCAAAGCUCAAAAUCGCUGCCUCUGAUGUCAGUAUUGCAGGUAAGGAAAAGAUUAACAUCAAUGUCUAUGCUGAGGGAUCCAAACUCAAAUCGAUAUCAACGUCGGCUAAAGAUCCUGGAGAAAAUGAGAUAUUUUACCGCAUCCAACAUUUACGUCGUUCGCUGCCUGCUAUAGUGGUGAAGGGCUUGCCUGACAUCGCUAGGGCCGUUAUCAACGUCAAGGACAAUGGCAAGAGAGAACUGCUCGUGGAAGGUUACGGUUUACGCGACGUAAUGACCACUGACGGUGUCAUUGGCUGGAGAACAAAGACAAAUCAUGUUCUAGAGGUGGUUAGCGUUUUGGGUAUCGAGGCAGCAAGAGCCAGCAUCAUUGGGGAGAUUGACUAUACCAUGAGUAAUCACGGUAUGAGUGUUGAUCCUCGUCACGUCCAGUUGUUGGGUGAUGUCAUGACGUACAAGGGAGAGGUUUUGGGUAUUACUCGUUUUGGUCUAAGUAAAAUGAGAGACUCCGUACUGCAGCUGGCGUCUUUCGAAAAGACCACUGACCAUUUGUUUGAUGCCGCAUUCUACAUGAAAAAAGACGCUGUUGAGGGUGUAUCAGAGUGCAUUAUUCUAGGUCAAACCAUGUCCAUUGGUACCGGCGCUUUCAAAGUGGUUAAGGACACGGCGUUAUCUACAGAAGACUUGGAGCCAAAACCUGUACUUUUCGAGAGCUUAUGCGCUAGUCCCGCUGCAUUGAAAGUAAAUUAG
Lachancea meyersii CBS 8951 is the source of this 4383-nucleotide messenger RNA. NCBI's taxonomy places the organism in Eukaryota, Fungi, Ascomycota, Saccharomycetes, Saccharomycetales, Saccharomycetaceae. The record is from the annotation of a GenBank genome assembly.